AUGCCCGGCGUGACCUGCAUACAAUCGGACAUCACCACGGAGAAGUGCCGGAGCUUGGUCCGCAAGGAGCUGAGAGGCGGCCGGGCCGACGUGGUCCUCCACGACGGAGCGCCCAACGUAGGCAGCACCUGGUCCAAGGACGCCUUCAGCCAAGCGGAGCUCACGCUGCACUCGCUGCGCCUCGCCUGCGACUUCCUGAAAGCCGGCGGCACCUUCGUGACGAAGGUCUUCCGAUCGGCCGACUACAACUCCCUGCUUUGGGUCUUCAACCAGCUCUUUAACAAGGUGGAUGCCACGAAGCCCACGGCGUCGCGGAACGUCUCCGCCGAGAUCUUCGUGAUGUGCAUCGGCUUCAAGGCGGGCAAGAUCGACCCGCGCUUCUUCGACACCAAGUGGGUCUUCAUGGAGAACUUGGAGCCGCUGGCCAAAGACGAAGGAGUCAAGAAACCCGGUGCCUCGCUCACGGAGUAUUUCAAGCAGCUGAAAAAGAAGCAUCGGGGUGGCUACGAGGAGGGGGACGACCGGCGCAUCGUUCCAGCACACGAGUUCGUGGCUGCUGAAAACCCGGCCGAGAUCCUGAUUAAAGCGCACCAGCUCAACUUGGACGCCCCCGGCUCCGAGCCGCUCCGAGGCCAUCCGCUCACCACGCAGGAGAUCCGGGACUUCUGCGGCGACCUCAAGGUCCUGGGGAAGGGGGACCUGGCGCAGCUGCUGAAUUGGCGCGCGAAGCUGCUCCGGGAGCAAGAGAAGAAGGAGCGAGAGGCAGAGAAGAAGGCCAAGGAGGAUCCGAGCACUUUGGCGCUCCGGGCCAGAGCCAAGGCCCAGGCCACGCAGGCUGCAGCCAAGAAGGCCGUGGAUCGGGGCCUGGCAGCGGACGUGGACGAUGCCAUCUCCAAGUUCCUCGAUGGCGAGGAUGCAGAGCUGAAAGGUGCAGCCGCAGCGGCGGAGGAGGCUAGCACUGAGGAUGAGGAGGAAGACGAUCGGCUGGAGCAGCAGCUCAAAGACCAGAUCGACAAGCGCCGCAAAGAAGACCGCAAGGAAGCAAAGAGGAUGAUGGAUCGGCAGCGGAAGCAGGAGUGGCGGAAGAAGAUGAGUCUGGCAACCGGCCGCGGAACCCCCGACGAUGCCUCCGAGCUCUUCAAAGUCACGGACAGGUCUGUGCAGGCUCUGCAGGAGGACUCGGCGCUCCCCGAGGAUUGCAUCAGCGAGGAUCUCUCCGAUGAGCCCAAGGAGCUCCAAGAGAGCUCCGACUCCGAAGCCGACGACCAGAUGGACCGGCUGGCGCGGAUGGAGGUGGACUUGGCCUUGGACCAUGAGCUCCGGAAGGCCGAGCUCACCCACAAGCAUCGCAACUCCACGCAGCGGGCCGCGCGAAAGAAGAAGGAGACCCGACGGCAGCGCGUGAUGCAGGCUUGGGCCGGUGAGCUCACGGCCUUCAACGAAGCCUUGCAGGGCGAGGCCAAGGCCCAGGCGCUGGAGAACGCAGACCAGGAUGCCGUGGAAGAUGGCUCGGACAGCGAGGAGGACUUGAAGGCUCUCCGGGACUUUCAAGCAAAGCUGGAGAAGGCGGAGGACAGCGACGCAGAGGGCUUGGAUGCCGAUGCCCUUGCGGCACUUGCCGAGGGUCCAGAUGGGGAGGAGGAGGCCAGCGAAAAGCCGGUGGAAGACUUUCAAGGAUCCGCUCCUCGCAAGAAGGAGGCCAAGGAGAAGCUUCAGAAGGACCGACGACAGCUGCAAGCAAGACGGUUCUGGAUGAAAAAACGGCCCUUGCAGCAGGGCCGCGAGCAGCGCUCGGAAGGCCGCGACCUGGCUUUGGAGGACGGGGCCGGCGAGACCGCCCUCGUCCCGCACUCGAUGCGUGCGAAGCGGCAAAAAAGCGGCGAAGCGGCGAAGCGAUCCGAGAACUGUCAGGUCCCCGUGGACGAGGAGGAGGUGACUCGCGGCGAGCAUCGGGCCUUCCGUUGGUUUAGUUGGCACCUGAGAGCCCACGAGAUGCCGCCUUUCUGGGCCCCCGGCCCCGUCUCUGCAGGCCAGGACAUCUUCUCGGGCCUCAGCGCGAAGCCUCGAGGAGCUCAGGAGUUGGAUGAGGUUGGUUUCGGGCCUCAGGCCGUGGCUUCCGUGGGGCCGCAUCUUGCUGGGAGCUUUCAAGGCUGGGACCCAGCAACGACAAGUCUCGCAGAUGGGGAUAUGGAUGGGAUUUACGAGGUGACCCUGGACUUGGCUCCUGGCUCCUACGAGUUCAAGUUCCUGAACGGCAACUCAUGGGACCAGGCAGAAGCCGUGCCAUCCAGCUGCAGCGAGGCUACCAGCGGCAUGAUGAACCGACUUGUCGUCGUGGAAGACGCCGACGCACCGCUGGAAGUGCACGUCUGCUUCCAGGAAUGUCUGCCCUGCGCUGCACUGCCGGCUUGCAAGAUGUUCAACUGCCCACCUGGCCUCGUGCUCCAGGGAAGCCGGCUGGACGUGCCCGGAGCAUCCGCCGCCUGCUGUGAGACGGUGGAGGAAGGGAAGGGCGCCCUUGUUGUGCGCAGCUCGGCUUUCUCCGAUGGAAAUUGGGCAGAAUUCUGGAUGAAGGGAGCGCUGCUCUACGGCACCGGCACCCGUGGCCUGACGGUUCUGGAGCUGGAAGAUGACCUGGUGAAGCAUGCGGAAACCUUUGACACCUACCUCAGCUCCAGCUCCUUGGAAGGCUACUUGUCCUCGGUGACGCCCGGGAACUUGGUCUUGAUGGCUAUCGUCGAUGAGGGCUCCGCGCAGCUGAGUGUUGCGGCGGAGGCCUUGAUCGCCGGCUGCGGAGCCCAAAAGAUCGAGGACGUCGCUUUCAGGAGCUCUUACGCACUCAUCGGCAGGAAAGGUGGGGAAGCGCUCUCAGAGGUGGUCCUGCCGGAAUUCGCCGGGACGAGUGUUGCAGUUGCUCAGGUGACAUUGCAAACCACCACGACGACAACUCUAGCCCCAUCGCCAGUAUCACCAGUUGCCUUCUGCGACAUGAAAGUGGCAGAACCUCCCAUGUCGGGCAGCUUGGCAUUGGAUGGCAACUUGGAGCUGGACGCUGGAUGCCGGUUCCGCGUCUGGGAAAGCCCGGGGAUCGCCAGCUGUCUAGCUGGGACCUGGGUGGUGGUCACUGGCUCCUCCAACGCCCUCUUGAUCUUCAACACACUCUUAAUGCUGCUUGCUCCAGCGGAGGCGGAUGUCCAGCGAAGCGGCCGCUUCGGGGGUGCGCAUCUCCUGGAUGCGGUGGUGGAAGAUGGCCAGAUCAUCCAUUAUCGAACGGUGCGAUCCUCAGAAGCUUCCUGCAUCCAGAGCACUCCGACGGGUGGCCAGAACGAGACCGAGUGCAAGCGCCUCUAUGCCAAGGCCUUGAAGGAGGCUCCCCAGCCCAAUGGCAGAAGGGUCCGAGUCACCAUGUUCCUCUCCUUCUUUUGGGCCAGGACCGGCACGGCGGUGGAUCUCAUUGAAGGUGAUGAAACCUGGGCCGGUGCUGAUGUGGCGAUGGUCGUGCAGGUCGUGGCCUGGUACGUGGUCUGCAAUGGCAUCAAGUUCACAGGAUGCCCACGCAGCAACCUUAUAGACAUGGAGGAAGGGCUGGUGAAGUCCAUGUUCGUGGCAGAGAUGGGGGCCGUGCUGGAUCGAAUGACGCCCUUCUGCGCACCGGGGGGUCGUGCCGGACAGCGGGGAUGUGCCGUUGCCACGAACUCUUGGAGUGAUCCAGGCCCCAGAUUGAUGGCGAUGUUCCAAGGUUACAACAGCGAGGUCGUUGAGGCCAUGCGACCGCUGCGUUCUGCGACCUUCCGUUCCGUGGACAUCUUCGCGCUGGGGGGCUCCAUGCCCGGUGAGACGUUCCAGGGCCACGGGAGUCAGAUUUUGCACAUUUGGACCUGGCAGGCUUUGCUGGGAGGCUUCUGCUCGGCUGCCUCGGCCACGCCUGGAAGCCAGAUUCAGUUCCAGGGGCCCGUUUGCUGGAGACGAGACGCAAGCCUGGACUCCUGUACUGCUUACACCAGAACGGUCCUGUGGCAGUGCAUGAACAGCAUGCUCUGCAGCCACCGGCUGCUGGACAAGCCCGAAACUACCACGACGACUACGACGACUACGACGACUACGACAGAGGGGAAUGGGAAGGUCUUCCUUCCAGUCGAUGGGGGUGACAACCGUGCUUGCCGUGGGCAGGCGCCGGGUGACAACAGUGCCAGUUACUACACCGUGGUCUCCGGCAUAACUUCUCUCGCCGCCUGCCAGGAUGAGUGCAUCCGCUCUGAGGCCUGCGUUGGCAUCGAGCACAGCGGCUCCCGCUGCGAAGUCUGGACACGCGCAGCUGGCAUUGGAGCCUCCAUUCACCUGGCGGGUUUCACGUGCCUCAGCUACGGAUCAAGUGUCACGACGACGACCAGCUCGCCCAACAACCUCUCCUCUCUCUUCGAGCCUGUGGACGGUGGAGUAGGCCGUGCCUGCCGCGGGGCCUCCGUCGCCGACAAUGCUCCCAACAACUACGUGGUGGUUCCAGGUGUGCUGAACCUGGCCGAUUGUCAGUACGAGUGCACAGAGGUAGCUGCGUGCGUCGGGGUGGAGUACAGCCUGGGCAGAUGUGAGGCUGGCGAGGCGGGCUCGGGCUCCGAGGGCGAGGGCGGCCAGAUGCGGGAGCUCAGCGACGCGCAGCUCCCGAAGCUGCCGCUCGGCCAGAGAGAGAAGCGAAGGAUCAAGCGGAAGAAGGACCUGGAGCGCCUGGAAAAGCUUGGGAUCAAGCCCAAGAGUAAGCAGAAGGAGGAGGAGAAGGGCAGCCUGGAGGUCGCUCCCCUGGAGGCUCCCAAGUCGAUCGUGUCCACCGGCCCGACCAAGCCUUCGGACCCCCGGGAGCUCGCCGAGACCAUGGCGCUGGGCUCUUUGUUGGUGGAGUCCAAGAAGUCCAGGAUGGAGCUGCUGGACGCCGCCUACAAUCGCUGGACCUUCGAUCCCAACGAGGCCUUACCGGUCUGGUUCACGGAGGAGGAGGAGAAGUACAACAAGCCGGAGCUGCCAAUCUCCAAGGAGGCCAUGGCCCAGUUCCGGGCCAAGCUGCGGGAGAUCAACGCCAGGCCCAUCCGAAAGGUCGCCGAGGCACGGGCUCGGAAGAAGCGGCGCCUGGCCAAAAAGCUCGAGCUGCGCUCCACGGCCAUGCCCGGGGCUUUGUCUGAGACCACCGACAUGAGCGAGACGGCCAAGGCGCGGCAGAUGCGGAAGGCGGUGAACAAGCUCGCCAAGCAGGACCAGCGAAAGGUCACGACGGUGGCCAUCAAGAAGGGAGGAGGAGGACACAAACUGGACAAGAAGAAGGCCCCAAAGGGUGCCAAGGUGAAGGUGGUGGACAGGAGGAUGAAAGCGGAUCUCCGCGGCCAGAAGAAGGCGCCAAGCACAAGGGAGAGGCAUUCCGUAUAUGGGGCUUCGUUCCGGGGGGCCGGUUGGGGGGGGUGCUUCUUGAAGGCAUGGCUCACAGCAGUCCCCGCGGCCCAAGACAUAAUAGCAGCGACGCAGCGCGGUUCCUGGCCAUGA
Symbiodinium necroappetens is the source of this 5526-nucleotide messenger RNA. The record is from the annotation of a GenBank genome assembly. Lineage: Eukaryota; Dinophyceae; Suessiales; Symbiodiniaceae.